GAGAGAGAGAGAGCGCGAGGGAGUGAGUGAGAGAGAGGGAGGGAGGGAGGGAGAGAGAGAGAGAGUGGCAGGGGAGGGAAGGGAGGGGGGAGGGGGCAGUGCAUAGCCCUCGUUCGUUGGUUGCCGUCGUAUCGACAGCGACGCCGUGCUUUGCGUUGGUCUCGAGGGACGACUACAUCUCGGACACUCGAGCUUUCCUCCCAGGACUAGAGGGUGGAGGAAGGAGGGAGGGAGAGAGGAGACCGAGGAAAGGGUCUAGAACCGACGAGGUUGUGGAUAGUUGUGGUGGUGUAGAGGGCGGAUUGACUCCUGUUCUCGACGGAAUCAAUCACGGGGCCGACCGUCGCGUGCCAAGAGCCUCUCCAGCAUCCUGGUUCGCAGAUUCACUCAUCCUCCGACAUCGUGCUUGCCUGUAUGGGAAGACUCUGGCCGACUUAGAUAGUCAGUGGGAAAUAGAGGCGCAUAGGUCAGAUAGGGGUCCCAAGUGAUCCAAAGAGGCUACAUUUGUUGCAUACCUCUAGGAAUCACGUGAAAUCUGGCUCUCGUCUUCUCUUCGUUAGGUCACCCUCGCUCUGGCAUCUCCGAGGGAAGUUAGCAUGGCACCGAGCAUGAUCUUGAAAGCUGCUCUGUGCAGAGGAGAGCGAAUGGGGGGUCUGGGCCGCGGGCAAUGAGAGAGCAUGGGAGAGUGGAGGAAAGGAGAAGGGAGAAAAGCUGAUGGGAGAGAGGGGAGACGGGGUUGGAUGCCAUGCAUGUCAUGCGCCGUUUGAAGAGCUUUACGACGGGCCGCUCGUCAGUCUCUGACAAUAACAGCACCUGUCUCUCGCUUCCAGCAUUUACGAGUCAAAGCUAUGGACUCAUCGCUUGCAGGCGUGACCAAAGAGCAGUCCCUGCCGCUCCCAGAUUGGACGGGUUAAUUUGAGUCCUCCUUGACUAUUUCUCCGAUUGGAGACACCGGCACGAAGCGUGUUAAGUUAGAGCAAGAAGGAUUGGUGGGAACUAUUUUGGAUUCUCCAGCGAUCGGAACAUUUAGGGGUGCAGAGCAGCAUAUGGCCUCGGCAAGCGUGGGGCCUGUCGGUGCUGGAAGUACAAGCAUGCUGGGGGUAGCCCCUACUAAGGCUGGAAGUAGUGGAGUCGAAUCGCUUCCUAAGGAAAUGCAUGAUAUGAAGAUUCGGGAUGACAAGGUUGACCACAGUGAUGACAAGGAGAUUGAGGCGACUGUGGUAGAUGGAAAUGGUACCGAGACUGGUCACGUAAUCGCCACGACCAUAGGUGGCCGCAACGGCCAGCCCAAGCAGACCAUAAGCUAUUCCGCGGAGCGGGUGGUGGGCACAGGGUCAUUUGGAAUUGUGUUCCAGGCGAAAUGUAUAGAGACAGGUGAAACGGUGGCAAUCAAGAAGGUGUUGCAGGACAAGCGGUACAAGAAUCGAGAAUUACAGAUAAUGCGCCUUCUCGAUCACCCUAACAUUGUGGCAUUAAAGCAUUGCUUUUUUUCCACUACAGACAAGGAUGAACUGUAUCUCAAUCUGGUGCUCGAGUAUGUUCCAGAGACAGUUUACCGUAUUGCCAAACAUUACAAUCGGAUGAAUCAGCGGAUGCCUUUGGUUUAUGUCAAACUCUACACUUACCAGAUCUGCCGCUCGCUUGCCUACAUCCACAGUGGCAUUGGUGUAUGCCAUCGCGAUAUCAAACCUCAAAAUCUUUUGGUCAAUCCCCACACCCAUCAGCUAAAGCUCUGCGACUUUGGGAGUGCUAAAGUGUUGGUGAAAGGGGAACCCAAUAUUUCGUAUAUAUGUUCUCGAUACUAUCGAGCCCCUGAGCUCAUUUUCGGCGCCACAGAGUACACAACAGCCAUUGACAUAUGGUCAAUGGGUUGCGUAAUGGCCGAGCUGCUGUUGGGGCAGCCUCUCUUUCCAGGAGAAAGCGGUGUUGAUCAACUUGUGGAGAUUAUCAAGGUCCUUGGAACACCCACUCGUGAGGAGAUCAAGUGUAUGAAUCCGAAUUAUACCGAAUUUAAGUUUCCUCAAAUCAAGGCCCACCCCUGGCACAAGGUGUUUCACAAGAGAAUGCCACCGGAGGCUGUGGAUCUAGUAUCGAGGCUGUUGCAAUAUUCGCCAAAUUUACGAUGCACCGCUUUGGAGGCAUGCGUGCACCCGUUCUUUGACGAACUCAGAGAUCCGAACUGUCGCCUACCGAACGGCCGGCCUUUACCCCCUCUGUUUAAUUUCAAACCACAAGAGUUGAAAGGUGCCACACAUGAUAUCUUGCAACGCUUGAUACCCGAACACGCGAGGAAGCAGAAUCCUAUGUUGGCAGUGUAGAAGAGUUGUAUUGGUCGAUCUUGUCUCUUUGAACUGUUGGUAGCAUUUGCUUAAGCGGUGACUUUCAUUUUCUCUCAUUGGAACGGUCGAGUUCUUGUUGGAGAUAUCCCAGCUAUUACUGCAAAUGGGCUGGUUUAGGGUGCCCAGCCAUUGUAUACUUCCAAUCCAGUGCCUCUCUAAGCAGAUAUUUUCGUAAUCUUGUGGAAGCUUGAGAAGUGGGUGCUAAAUGUGGGCUCCAAGAACUGGCAAUGUGCAAGGAUAUCUUGAGAGAGCACAGAAGUGCCCGUUCUUGAAAACGGCUGGCACUGGAAGUUGCCUCAGACUGCUGGAGAGGGUUUUACACGCUUUCGCGGCUGCUACAUAAAGAUUGGUCUGGCUGCUGAAAGUUUUCCGCAGAGAGAUGGGUCAUGGAAAGGGUUUGUUCUCUGGGCCAGCCAUAUUCAUAAUUUUCUUGCCUAGGGUGAAACCGGGCAUGAGGGUAAGAUACUUCAGGUGCGUCGGUUUUCUCAACGGUAGCGUAAUAUUGAUGCAACUUACUAUGAACGCUUAAUUUUUAAACCUAGAGGUCCAAAUUUGUUUCUUUGUCGUGUGUUUGGGCACUCCCACUGCUCAAGUUGUAUGCUUUUCACCUCCAACUGGCAGGCUAGGCCGUGCUCCAUGUGGCGGUUGUCCUUGUUUUUGGUAGCCUAGCUUCCUCUGUACUACUUUGUGGCUGAGUCUGGUUUUCUGCCAGUCUGACUAUUUGUAAAAUCUCAAGCCAUUCCAUGCAACUGUAACCUUAAAUGUUAAGUUUCAUGUGAGGUUAAGCUUUGAAGCAACCUUACUUAUAAAGUCUCAUGAAUUUUUGAUGACUUUAGCAACUGCGCCCACAAAGUUGGUUUUCCCUAUCUUAGUGCCGCAGCAUGAGCUUAGAUUUACUCUCAGUAAUGAAGAAGAGGGGUGUUGAGUAGUUGUUCCUUUCAUAUGGAGCUCAUGUCUAUCUUGAAAAUAUGGCUGCAGUUCGAGCCCUCACUAAUCUAUGAUCCGAUUCUACUC
Molecule: messenger RNA, 3353 nt
Organism: Marchantia polymorpha subsp. ruderalis
Lineage: Eukaryota; Viridiplantae; Streptophyta; Marchantiopsida; Marchantiales; Marchantiaceae
Source: the annotation of a GenBank genome assembly